Messenger RNA from Peniophora sp. CBMAI 1063, 258 nucleotides. The record is from the annotation of a GenBank genome assembly. NCBI's taxonomy places the organism in Eukaryota, Fungi, Basidiomycota, Agaricomycetes, Russulales, Peniophoraceae.
AUGAGCACCGCACCCUCAGACCAGCUCAACAGCGCCGUGGUGACGCUCACCGCGUCCGUCGCCAGACUCGGCGAGAUGUUUAUGCGCGAGACCGAGCAGUCGCGAAUGUUGUAUCAGCAGCAGACGCAGGAGCUACAUGCUGAGAUGAGCGCGAUGGCGGCAAGGGCGGAGGAGCGCGAGAGUGUCAUGAACGUGAGGCUGGCGCAGCUCGCCGCCUAUCUUGAGGCAAAUUUUCCCCAAGGUUAUCCUGGCGGAUGA